AUUUUUAAAAAUAGGAAAUUUAAAUUAUAAUUUAUUACAGAAAAUUAAAUGGAAUUAAUUUGAACUUUGAGUAUAUUUUAGUAGAGGAAUGAGACGUAAUUUGUCACCCAACUUGACACGUGCUGUAUGCAAAUUAAUGCUGCAGAAGAGUGAUUCGUGCUUUGGUAGUUUAAUUGAAUCGAUUCUUAUGUCUGUGGUUAAGAGUCUGGUGAGGCGUAAUUCGCCAAUUUCUCAACUUAGAUCCACUCCAUCUCCCAAAUUAAGGAGACAGGUUGUUCGACUAUUGACUCCAAAAUGCAGGAAACGAUUACGCUGUAGUCCAUUGGGAGACACUCGAAAAGUAUCGAAACUACAUUCACACGUACGUAGAACCAUAUGGAAUCAUGAAAUAUCGAAUACAAGAUGUUUAGGAAGGUGUGAUGAUCACACUCUAUCACUGUUAAUCGGUUCACAAAAUCACAUUUGUCUGAAAACUAAGAGGACUUUCUGCCAAUCUUGCGAAGAUAAUUGCUGUUCCUGUCUUCUUCAUCAAGUAGAAAUUGGUCCUAGAAUUACAAAACUCGGUAGAGGUUCUUUUGGAGUGGUUGUAACUGGAAAGUUAAAAAGGGAUAUUGUUGCUUUAAAAAUCUGUAAAAAGCCUAAAGAUCCUAAUAUAGGAGAAAUUAAUGCGUUAAAUCUUCGGCAUCCUCAUUUAGUGAGGAUUUUGGCUAUCGAGGAUCGCACAAAUAUUCGUUUAAUUGUUAUGGACAUAGGCGGAGAAAGGAGUCUUCAAGAAAUUCUAGAUUCUUCAGAGAGAUUCUUAACUAACAGAAGAAUGAGAUUCUGUCGUCAAAUAUGUUCAGCAAUAUCAUACUGCCAUAGUAACGAUGUGGUUCACUCAGAUCUGAAGCCAUCAAACAUAUUAGUAUCGCGUUUCGAUCAUUGUAAAUUAGCAGAUUUUGGUUGUUCUAUAAGAAAGGGAACAUCUUUACAAUUCUGCAUACUCGGUACACCUAAAUAUUGUGCACCAGAAGUAUUAAGGGGUUCGACUCCAACUCCUAAAUCUGAUGUAUACUCCUUUGGUAUAUUAAUGUGGCAGUUGUAUACUAGAGAAAUACCUUAUCCGGAUACAGAAUUACACACCCUCAUAUACAGUGUGGUUGCUUGUCAAGUAAGACCUGAGUUCGGUUGUUUAGUUAAAUUCCACGAUCAUUCUUAUGCUGCUUGUGCUAAGAAAUGCUGGAAUUCUGAACCCCAAAAGAGGCCCACAAGUAAAGAACUAGUAUCAAUUUUGAAAAAUAUAUCCAGUUUUUCAGUAUUAUGAUACGCAAAACGUAUACAGAAGUUUUUUUAAUUGUAUUUAAUUGUACACGUAUAUUAAUUGUUAUUUGUUGUUUAUGAAUAAAAAUAAAAUGUUUUUAGAUAAA
Molecule: messenger RNA, 1406 nt
Organism: Centruroides sculpturatus (bark scorpion)
Lineage: Eukaryota; Metazoa; Arthropoda; Arachnida; Scorpiones; Buthidae
Gene: Mos
Product: serine/threonine-protein kinase mos-like
Exons: 4
Coding region: 89-1303 (404 amino acids)
Biological process (GO): protein phosphorylation
Molecular function (GO): protein kinase activity; ATP binding
Source: RefSeq, a predicted model, not a curated record